This is a messenger RNA of Sclerotinia trifoliorum, 2081 nucleotides long. NCBI's taxonomy places the organism in Eukaryota, Fungi, Ascomycota, Leotiomycetes, Helotiales, Sclerotiniaceae. The record is from the annotation of a GenBank genome assembly.
CGAGGACCGUAUUUACCGAUUGUAAGGCGCUAGUAUGACGUUUGCGGGCGAAGGUUGCCGGUAUAGAUUUGGAAGACUAAACAAAAAUAUUGCACUGCAUACAUACGAUUUUAAUUGAUCGAAUAUCGAGUUGUCAUAAAGUUUUUGAAGCGAUCGACUCACGGAUACACAAAUGAAGUGUUGGGAAGAAGGUUGGGGCAACUGAAAUGUGAGAAAUUGUUACGGUGGAUUGAUUGAUAAGUAUAAGAGAGACAAGCUGCAUCAAACGAAUGGAUAUGAUAUGACCAAGGAUGCCUCAUCGAGCUCAACGAAUAUAUUUACAGGAUAUAUCGAGCAGAACGAGCAGAACAAGAACGGAUCACGAGAGAUACAUAAAGGCAACGGACGCAACGGAGAUAUGGCAAGCGCAGUCAUUGAGGCGAGGAGGAAACCGGCGCCGACUAUCUCCCCCACGGAUGAUGAUACGGUAGUACUGGGGGGUAAGAGGGCAGCCAUAAGAGAAGGGAGAAGGCUAAAGACGACGGGCAAAGAGAUUAGGAAUAAACAGAGUUGGGACUAUAUGUGGAGGACUGGGCUGGCGGGUGGCUUGGCUGGUAGUGUGGUAUGUAUUCUCCAUUUGCUAUUUUCAGCGGACUCUACCUAGGGGCUCUGCAGCACCGAAAUCUAGAGAUAAAGGCAUCUAGCUAACGCAACAUUCAACAGGCAAAAACUGUAGUCGCACCUCUCGAUCGAGUAAAAAUCCUCUUUCAAGCCAGUAACCCUCAAUUUGCCAAGUACACCGGCAGCUGGUUUGGCUAUAUAACAGCCAUGCGCGACAUCCACACGGACGAAGGACUCCGCGGUCUCUUUCGCGGUCACUCCGCAACAAUUCUCCGUAUAUUUCCUUACGCGGCUAUAAAAUUUUUAGCCUAUGAACAAAUCCGCGCUGUGAUAAUACCGAAACACGAAUAUGAAACCCCGUUUCGAAGACUUAUAAGUGGUAGUUUGGCGGGCGUAACUAGUGUGUUUUUUACGUAUCCGCUCGAGGUAAUGAGGGUACGAUUGGCAUUUGAGACGAAGAAAAGAGGGGUGGGCUUGGCUGAGAUUUGUAGGAGGAUUUAUCAUGAGGUUCCUCCUGCGCCAAGGACAUCUACAGCAGGAUUAGUUGCCGGUGCAGAAAAUGCAGUUCAGGCUAUAGUGCCGAAAAGUGGACUCGCAAAUUUCUACAGAGGGUUCUCGGCUACGAUUUUGGGAAUGUUGCCCUAUGCUGGAAUGUCGUUUUUAACACAUGAUACCGCGGGUGAUUUAUUAAGACAUAAAGCUGUGAGGAAAUAUACAACACUUCCUAAGCCCGAUCAUUAUGCGGAGAAUAAAGCAGCGCCUCUUAGAUCAUGGGCGGAAUUAUUUGCUGGUGGUAUAGCGGGGUUAGUUAGUCAAACGAGUGCUUAUCCGUUAGAGGUUAUUAGAAGGAGAAUGCAAGUUGGAGGAACGGUUGGGGACGGGAGGAGGUUACAUAUUGCGGAGACAGCGAGAAUGAUUGUUCGAGAAAGAGGGUGGAGGGGAUUCUUUGUAGGACUCACUAUUGGGUAUGUGAAGGUUGUGCCGAUGGUGGCAGUUAGCUUUUAUGUUUACGAGAGAGGGAAAGGGUGGUUGGGUAUUUAGGGCCUGGAUACGGAUUAGGGGGCUUUUUAUAGAUUCGGGAGAAAGUAACGGAUAGAUUUUGAGGCAUUUGUGGUGCGGUUAUUGUAUGUUGUAUGCUCUAUGUAUGUAUAUAUGCAUUCUUGUUUGAGAAGAUGCCAAGAUCGCGUUAUUGGAGGGUCCGCCUUUAUCAAAAUCCGAAGUUUAGAAUAGAAUUUAAAUUUUUUCAUCAUUUGACUUGGUUGGCACUGUAUCAAGGAAGUGAACAGGACCGAAUUUUUUGUAGCUAGACCAAGUGGAUCUUCUUCAUGUCCUUCAUCCUCGUCUUAUCUUUCCAGCGUACGAAGAUCUCAAUCUUGUAAGACUUGUGAUGUGGUACGAUAGCGAAGUAGUGCUUCAUACUUCAUCUCAUGUUUUCAGCUGUGAGGUCAAUUGCAUGAGGAUUCCUUAAGAUUCUUAAAGAU